AUGCGAAAAUUUACUGUUAAAAUACCAUGGAGAUUAAAUGCUCGCCUUCGAAUUACUAUAAUUCUUUUACUUAUAAUUACGUUCUUAUCUUACCAAUUCAUUUUUAUCUCUGAUAUUUUUGAUUAUUCACUUUGGUUUGACCCUUCCUUAAAAAUUUCAUAUUAUCUUGGAUCUGAUGUAUAUCUAAAAAAUGUUACCCGUCUUCCUAAAAUACAAUAUGAUUUUGAUAUUCCUGAAACAUUAAAUGAAAAAUUAAUUCGUGAAUACAGACGUGAUUCUAUAAAAAAAGGUUUUCUACAUGCUUGGAGUGGAUACACGAAAUAUGCUUGGGGAAAAGAUGAAUUAGAACCUGUAACUAAUGAUAGUCGUGAUAAUUUUAAUGGUUGGGGUGCAACCAUUGUUGAUUCUUUGGAUACGAUUUGGAUAAUGGAUUUAAAGGAUGAGUUUAAUCGUUCAAGAGAUUUCGUUGAAACUGUGGAUUUUACUACAAGCGAUGAUCGAGUUAGUGUAUUUGAGACUACUAUCCGUUAUUUGGGUGGUUUAUUGAGUGCAUAUGAACUUUCAAAUGAUCCUGUAUUUUUAAAAAAAGCGUUAGACUUGGGAAACGCUUUAUUACCUUCUUUUAAUAGUGGUUCUGGUCUUCCCUAUAAUGAUUGGGAUCUUAAAUGGAAUUAUGAGGAUGAUUUUGAUAAACCUUGGGGUUUGGGUUCUUUGGCUCAAGUUGGAACUUUGCAAUUGGAAUUUAUGAAAUUAGCUCAACUGACCGGUGACAGCGAGUUUUUUUAUAAGGUUAACAAUAUAACAGACAUACUCGAUAGUUUGACAAAACCUUUCCCUGGAUUAUAUCCUUUGCAACUAGAUCAUGAAACUGGUGAAUUCGUAGGACACGAUAUAUCCUUUGGUGGUAAUGGUGACAGUUUUUAUGAGUAUUUAAUAAAACAAUACAUUUUUGUUGGAGGUGCGAUCGAUCAAUUUCGAAGAAUGUAUAUUGAAUCAAUUGAUGGUAUGCACAAAUACCUUAUUAGAAGAGGUAUGAUUGAAGAUCGUCCAGAUUUGCUCUUUAUUGGCGAACUAUCUUACGGAUCUUUUGUUGGAAAGCUGCAGCAUUUGACAUGUUUUGUUCCUGGGAUGCUUGCCAUUGGAUCAAAAGUUCUCGAUAGACCUAAAGAUCUCGAGGUUGCAAUAAAAUUAGCAGAAGCAUGCUAUUUUGCUUAUGAAAUGACUUACACUGGAAUUGGCCCAGAAGAUCUCUGGUUUAUGUCAAGUAAUGAUUCGUAUAAUGAAUCCGAAAAAAAAUUGUUGAAGCAAAAAAGUGAAAAUGCGGACCUUCCAAUUGGUGUGCUACGAUUGAGUGAUUCUUAUAUAUUGAGACCAGAAACUAUUGAGAGUUUAUUUAUACUAUACAGAGUAACAGGUGAUAAAAAAUAUCAAGAUAAGGGUUGGAAAAUAUGGCAGGCCAUCGAAAAAUGGUGUAAAACACCUUCAGCUUAUUCAGGGUUAUAUAAUAUAAAUUCAAAGGACGCUGUACAGAAUAACAAUAUGGAAAGCUUUUUCUUGGCUGAAACAUUAAAAUACUUAUAUUUACUAUUUAGUCCACCUGAUCUUAUUUCAUUAGAUACUUAUGUGUUUAAUACUGAAGCACAUCCUUUACUUAGAAUGGCACGAACUUUUUAG
This is a messenger RNA of Racocetra persica, 1674 nucleotides long. NCBI's taxonomy places the organism in Eukaryota, Fungi, Glomeromycota, Glomeromycetes, Diversisporales, Gigasporaceae. The record is from the annotation of a GenBank genome assembly.